Messenger RNA from Dictyostelium discoideum AX4, 1944 nucleotides. Its product is annotated as Sec1-like family protein. Gene Ontology annotation, biological process: vesicle-mediated transport. The transcript has 2 exons. The record is from RefSeq and is a predicted model, not a curated record. The coding region runs from base 1 to 1944 and encodes 647 amino acids. Lineage: Eukaryota; Evosea; Eumycetozoa; Dictyosteliales; Dictyosteliaceae.
AUGAAUAAAAAUAAUAAAUCUUUUAAUAAUGAAGAAUCAGUAUCACCAGAAUUAACAGGAUCAGUGAUGUUUGAUUCUACAGAUUGGAUUAAAUUAAAAACUUUACAAUUAUUUUCAAUUAUAGAUUCAUUCAAGAUUAGUUUAUUUCUAGAUGAACAAGUUACUCUAGUGAUUGAUAGACAAAUUAGUGGACCAUUUAGUUUAAUAUUUACAUUACAACAAUUAAAUGAAAGAGGAAUUCAUAACUUAACAUAUUUUGAAGAUUUAAAAGUUACCGAUAAAACUAAAUCAAUUAUUUUCCUUUGUAGGCCACGUUUAGAAUUAAUUCAAAAGAUUUCACAAUUUAUACAACAACAAAAACAAAACUCUUUAAAAUAUCAUUUAAUUGCAAUACCAAAUUUAGAUGCUUCUUCAAAUUAUUUAUUAGAAUCUGAAGGUUUAUUAGAUUAUUUAAAAAUUGAAUCAUAUGAUUUUGGAUUUAUACCAUAUGAUAAUGAUUUAUUUUCAAUGGAAAUUGGUGAUUUUUAUUCAAGAUGUUUUGUAGAGAAUGAUAAUUAUCAAUUAAAUUCAAUUGGUAAAAGUUUUAUAAAAUUACAACAACUCUAUGGACCAUUUAAAACUAUAGUUGGUAAAGGUAGUAAAUCUUUAAUAAUUUCAGAACAUAUUCAACAACUUCAAACCUUAAUACCACCAAUUGAACAAAGUAAAUUGAAAACAUUGAUUCUUAUUGAUCGUACAGUCGAUUUAAUACCAUUACUAUGUACACAACAAACCUAUCAAGGCUUAAUUGAUGAAGAAAUUAAAAUUUCAAAUAGUCAAUCAAUUAUCAUUGAAAAGGAUAUUGAAAUUAGGGAACAAGUGUUAGUAAGUCCACCAACUCAAGAACCAAAGAAAUUUGAAGAACGUGUUGUUAGAAUUGAAAAAGAAAAGAAAAAGUUACCAUUAUCACCAUUUUCAGAUUUAUUCUAUCAACAAGUUAAAGAUUUAUCAUUUUCAAGUGUACCAACGAUGUUAUAUUUAAAUGCACAAUCAAUUUCCAAUGGUAUGAAUGAAUUAAAGAAAUCCAAUAGUCAACUAUUAUCUCUACCUGAAAUUAAGAAACUUUUAUCAAAAAUACCAGAUGUAAAUAAAAAACAACAACUUUUAGAACUUCAUACUGAAAUUGUUCAAGAAUUAUUAAAACGUGUAAAUUCUGAUGACUUUCAUCAAAAAAUAUCCAUAGAGUUUGAAAUGUUAUUUCAAAUGUCAAAUAAUUUUAUUGGUAGUAAUGGUAAUACUGCUUCAUCAGUUUUAGACUUUAUUGAGAAUUUAAUCAUUAGAAAGAAACCAAUGUAUCAAGUUUUACGUUUACUAUCAAUUUGUUGUUUAACCGUUGGUAUUAAAGAUCAAAAACAAUAUGAAAAUAUUUUAAAAUCAUUUAUUCAUGUUUAUGGUAUUCAAGAAAUGACAACUUUAAUGAGAUUAGAAAAAGCUGGUUUACUUGGAAAUAAUAAUAAUAAUAAUAAUUUAAAAUUUAAAUUAUCUUCACAAUUAUUUAAAAAUUUUAAUUUAAUAAUUGACAAUAAUGAAAAUAGUAGUAGUAGUGGUAAAGAAAAUGAUAAUGAUAAAUUAAAAGAAUAUGAUCAAGUUUAUCAAGGUUAUAUACCUUUAAUUACAAGAAUCAUUGAAGAAGGUCAAAAAAAUAAACAACAAGGUUGGUUCAAUAAAAGUUUAGAAUCAAAAUUAAAUUGUAUCGAUCAACCAUUUUUCAUUAAAGAAUUACAAACUACCUCAAAUUAUGAUAUAAACUCUUUCACUAUGGUAAUGUUUGUUGGUGGUGUUUCAUUUGCUGAAAUCUCUUCUUUAAGAACUUUAAAAAAGAAAUAUGGUAGGGGAAGUGGAUAUGAUUUCAUUUUUGGUACAACCUCUUUAAUUAAUGGUGAUAAUUUUUUAAAAAAUUUAUAA